UUCAUGGCAUUUAACUCUUGUUGCAUUUCAUAUCCUGGAUUUGAAGUCAAUUUUGCGAAAUUAUUGAUGUUGCUACAAGUAUUUUGUUGAUCGUACUCAUAACUCUUGCAAUUUAUCAAUUGAAAUUAAAUAUGUGACUUUAAUCAGUUGCGAUUGUUAACAGAAUUUGUCCUAUACACUAAAUAAGCUAACAUGUCUAUGUUAGAAAAUGCAGAUGAUAGCAAUGCACCUUUAUCAACAUUUUCAGAAAUGUGGUACAGAAUAUUCAUGUGGGCUUUGUUGUCAUCUGUGUUUGUACACUUUGUUGCUGCAUGUAUUGCUCUUGUUAUGCUGUGGAAACAUAAAUUAGGACGAUUUACAGCUCUUAUUAUAAUGGUUUUUGGUGUCCUUUCUCCCGUUACAGGAGGUGUCAUAACAAGUGCCGCCAUUGCUGGUGUGUACAGUGCUUCAAGGUUUCAAAUGAUGCCAGAUUAUGCACUAGUUUGGGGAACAGGACAGACCUUUUUGGCUGCCGUUAUGUCAUUCACAAGAAUAUUGGCGACCCUGUGAUUUUU
Uloborus diversus is the source of this 554-nucleotide messenger RNA. Its product is annotated as transmembrane protein 170A-like. The transcript is spliced from 3 exons. The coding region runs from base 193 to 549 and encodes 118 amino acids. Lineage: Eukaryota; Metazoa; Arthropoda; Arachnida; Araneae; Uloboridae. The record is from RefSeq and is a predicted model, not a curated record.